AUGAAGGCGAGCAGUGGCGUGCUGCGGGUGGCCCUCACCUUGUUCUGCAUCUGCGGGCUGGUGGCUGCAGGGGAGGACGACAAUGAGUUUUUCCUGGACUUCCUACAAACACUGCUGGUGGGGACCCCAGAAGAGCUCUACGAGGGGCCCCUGGGCAAGUUCGACGUCAAUGAGGAUGCCAAGUCAGCACUGACGGCGCUCAAGUCCUGCAUAGACGGCCUGCAGCCCAUGCACAAGGCAGAGCUGGUCAAGCUGCUGGUGCAAGUGCUGGGCAGUUGA
This is a messenger RNA of Galeopterus variegatus (Sunda flying lemur), 279 nucleotides long. It is a transcript of the gene SCGB1C1, whose product is annotated as secretoglobin, family 1C, member 1. The record is from RefSeq and is a predicted model, not a curated record. Lineage: Eukaryota; Metazoa; Chordata; Mammalia; Dermoptera; Cynocephalidae. The transcript has 3 exons. The coding region runs from base 1 to 279 and encodes 92 amino acids.